AUGUUACUGAAUGGGCUCCCUAAGUACAUCAAAACUGAGAAUGGAUGUGCACCACUUAGACUCAAUCAGAAGAGAGUAAAACCAAAGAAUUCGCACCUACCCAGCGGUGCUCAGAACUCGACCUUUCGUUCCGUAUUUAUUCCAACGAAGUUUUCAGACAUUCUCGAUGAUAUCUCCCUGGUGGUGUAUCCCACUGCUGGAAACUUUCAGUAUGAUGAUGGCUGCAAUCUCGCCUUCACUCUUGUAUCUCAAAGGAUCUCUGAGUGGAGAGGAAAUUUUGGCUCCACUGCUAUCAGCAUCCUCAUGACAUUUUUUGCCUCGACAGAUGAAUAUAACACUAAGGAGGCACGGAAAGCAUACACCGAAUAUCAACUCGAAGAUUCACGCUUUGUGUAUGAAGACCCGGAUAGUGAAGACUUGCCUGGAGCUUUCUUAUCAGAAUUCAUUUUGCACAUCUUCGCUGUUCAACUCAACGCCACCCAAGGAUGCCAGAUAAUUGACUUGCUUGACUUCGAGUUACCUGGAUAUGCAACAGCCCUUGCACUGACCACCGCAGCCAUGAGUUUUGCAUCACCUUUACAAAAGUUACUAAUUUAUCAUUUGCAGGCCGAGUGUGCACUUAUUUUAGCUCGCAACGACCUCAUUGUGGAAGAUACUUUGGACUAA
Molecule: messenger RNA, 666 nt
Organism: Suillus fuscotomentosus
Lineage: Eukaryota; Fungi; Basidiomycota; Agaricomycetes; Boletales; Suillaceae
Exons: 3
Coding region: 1-666 (221 amino acids)
Source: RefSeq, a predicted model, not a curated record